Nicotiana attenuata is the source of this 1993-nucleotide messenger RNA. Its product is annotated as RNA pseudouridine synthase 4, mitochondrial. Gene Ontology annotation, molecular function: RNA binding; pseudouridine synthase activity. The record is from RefSeq and is a predicted model, not a curated record. Lineage: Eukaryota; Viridiplantae; Streptophyta; Magnoliopsida; Solanales; Solanaceae. The transcript is spliced from 10 exons. The coding region runs from base 113 to 1507 and encodes 464 amino acids. Gene Ontology annotation, biological process: pseudouridine synthesis.
UCUAAUUCCCCGUCCGCAAAAAGUAGUUGCGGUCAGCAAAUAUGGCCUAAAUUUUACUCCCGUCAUACAGAACCCACUCUGAUUACCCAAAACCCGACCCGCAACCACCGCUAUGGCAGAGUCUUGCCUAGUGCGGCGAGUGUUCCACCGCGCUCGACGGUUCUCCGACGAAGUCAAGACGCUGUAUUCAGGCUUUUAUCAGUGUCGAUGCUACUACGCCACCACAGCAGCGGAUGCACAAGGUUUUAAUAAUAAUAGUGGGAAUGAAAGCAAAAAAGGCAAGUGGUUCACUCUACCACCCUUCACUCCCACCGUUAACGGCGCUGCUUUAGGGAAGGAACUCGCCGGAGUUAAAAUGGACAAAUCCACUAACACUAUGACAGCACUCAAAUGGGUUCAGCGUUGCUGCCCUGAGUUGCCGCAGUCAUUAGUACAGAAGCUUUUUCGCUUAAGACAGGUUCGCAGAGAAUCUUCUGAUGUUGAAGAACAGCGGCCCAAGAGGGUUGCUGCCAAGGAGUCGAUGAACAUUGGGGAUCGAAUAUUUCUUCCAAUAACUGUUCAGAAGUUUCCCUCGGACAAAGUAACGGAUUACCCUUCUAGUGAAGAGGAAAUGAAGUUUCUUCAUAGCCUUGAAUUGUAUAAGGAUCCAGAAAUUAUUGUUCUCAAUAAACCUCCAGGACUACCAGUUCAGGGUGGAAUUGGCAUAAAAAGAAGUUUAGAUGAACUAGCUGCUAAGUAUAUGAAAUAUGAGUAUUCGGAGGCCCCUCGCCUGGUACACCGACUUGAUAGAGAUUGUAGCGGAAUAUUGGUGAUGGGAAGAACACAAUUAAGUGCUUCAGUUCUGCAUUCUGUCUUCCGUGAGAAAACAUUUGGCACACAAACUGAGGAUCUUGAAAGCAAGAAAAGAGUUUUGCAGAAGAGGUACUGGGCACUUGUCAUAGGAUGUCCCAGACGCUCCAAAGGGUUAAUAUCAGUGCCACUGGGAAAGGUGGUGUUGGACAAUGGAAAAUCUGAGCGCAUCACAAUUAUGUCUGAUGUCAGAGAGCCAUCAGCACAGUUUGCCGUAACAGAGUAUAGGAUCAUUGGAUCCUCUGAGAAAGGUUACACAUGGCUAGAGUUAUCUCCACUUACCGGCAGAAAGCACCAGUUACGCGUUCAUUGUGCUGAGGUAUUAGGGACGCCAAUAGUAGGAGAUUACAAAUAUGGUUGGCAAGCUCAUAGAAAGUUGAAACAUCUAUCUUCGUCCACUUCAAUUGUGAACCUUGGUGCACGUAUUCCCGAGCAAGAAGUAGAUCCAUUCAGCCUUCGUUUAGGGAAUGGAAGUAUUUCAGACAAGCAGCCUCAUCUUCAUCUUCACUGUAAGGAGAUGGUUUUGCCCAAUAUUUCUUUGGCUUUGCAACAAGCUCGAGUAGUUUCAGAUGCUGACCUUGUAGAUGUUGAAAGUAUCAAGCUGGUUGCUCCUUUGCCCUCCCACAUGCAAAAAAGUUGGGACUGCUUGAGUUCUUGAUUUAUCUCAGAAUGGAUUGGCUUCUACUGAGCACUACAGAACUGGAGAAGAUAUGGUUAUAUUAUUACUCCUUUCUGGAAGAUAUCAUGUUUUCUUGUGGAACUUUGAUUCCCCUCAAGGGUUUACUCCUAACCAGGGAUAAAAGUCAGGAGGCCGAUAUUCACGAAUGUGAUGCUCUUGGGAGUAGUUAAAAAGAUAAUCGCUGAAUGAAGAGGGUUUCUUGGCCUACUGACUUCCUGCUUUAGAGAGUGGGAGCAUGCUCCAUUGCGCUGAACGUUGGCAGAAGCUUUACUAUAGUUGGUGCUGCAGAUGUACCCUGCUAAUUUUUUGGCAUAUUAAGUUUUCUUGAUCCACAAAUCUCUUCUAUGAUUUUUGGCUUGGGUUAUAAUCAUUUGAGUUUGCAGUUAUAAAACUCGCGGUUGUAUGUUGAUAUACUUUUGAAGACCAGUUAUUCAUAAACCAGAAGCUUUUAUGGUUGGGCCUCAA